CGUUUCUGGUGUACUGCAUGAAACUGAGCUGAGAAAGUCUGUAAGCUUUAAAAAUCGUUUAAAACUUUGAAAGUCUCUCUUUUUGGUUCCCUUUCAACCCGGAGCAGAAGACAUUUGUCCUCCGUGAAGCAUUUCGCCGAGAGGGCCGGAACAACCGAGAAAAACUCCCACAAUGACUGAAGCACAAGUGAACCCGAAGGCCUACCCGCUGGCCGACGCCACGCUGACCAAGACCAUCCUGGACCUGGUGCAGCAAGCUUCCAACUACAAGCAGCUGCGGAAGGGGGCCAACGAAGCCACUAAGACCCUGAACAGAGGCAUCGCUGAGUUUAUUGUGAUGGCGGCGGACGCCGAGCCGCUGGAGAUCAUCCUUCACCUUCCGCUGCUCUGUGAGGACAAGAACGUGCCGUACGUGUUCGUGCGCUCCAAGCAGGCCCUGGGCCGGGCCUGUGGGGUCUCUCGUCCCGUCGUCGCCACCUCGGUGACCAUAAAGGAGGGAUCUCAGCUCAAACCACAGAUCCAGUCUGUGCAAAUGGCCAUUGAGAGACUGCUGGUGUGAGUUCUGGUCACACUGCUGUAACAGGCUCUUGCUGAAGAAAAGGAGAAAACAAUUCCCUUGUCUAGAAUUUUUUUUUUUUUUAGGACAUUGUCUCUACUUGAGUGUUAUGUUUGCAGUGCCACAGCUUACUU
Molecule: messenger RNA, 690 nt
Organism: Salarias fasciatus (jewelled blenny)
Lineage: Eukaryota; Metazoa; Chordata; Actinopteri; Blenniiformes; Blenniidae
Gene: snu13b
Product: SNU13 homolog, small nuclear ribonucleoprotein b (U4/U6.U5)
Exons: 3
Coding region: 173-559 (128 amino acids)
Biological process (GO): ribosome biogenesis
Cellular component (GO): nucleolus; ribonucleoprotein complex
Molecular function (GO): RNA binding
Source: RefSeq, a predicted model, not a curated record